Molecule: messenger RNA, 2175 nt
Organism: Conger conger (European conger)
Lineage: Eukaryota; Metazoa; Chordata; Actinopteri; Anguilliformes; Congridae
Product: peroxisomal succinyl-coenzyme A thioesterase-like
Exons: 14
Coding region: 1-1911 (636 amino acids)
Biological process (GO): fatty acid metabolic process; acyl-CoA metabolic process
Molecular function (GO): fatty acyl-CoA hydrolase activity
Source: RefSeq, a predicted model, not a curated record
AUGAGCGCCUUGCUGUCCGUCAGUCCGUCCAGGGGACUAGUGGAUGAAAAGUUCCGAGUGGUUGUGCAGAAUUUGUCCCACGGACAAGACGUCACUCUGCACUCCCUUGUGCGCUCUGAGGAUAACGACCUCUGGCAGGCUUUUGGACAUUAUGUCAGCGAUGAUGAAGGAACCGUGAAAGUUGCAGAACAUGUGUGUGUGGGAGGAUCGUACCAGGGCAUGGAGCCCAUGGGUCUGUUCUGGAGCAUGAAGCCAGUGCCUGGGAGUAGAACAGGACUCAGGUUGCGGAAGAAGGAUCUCAGCACCCCGAUGUUGGUGCACAUCUCCGUGUACUGUGGCCACAUCAGCCAGGGGUUCAGAGAGACGAAGGCGUUGGCUUGUGCUGUCGCCGAGCGCUGGUACAUGGCACCGGGCGUCCGCAGGGUAGAGGUCACAGAGGGCGGGGUCAGAGCAACACUCUUCCUGCCUCCAGGUUCUGGACCUUUCCCUGGAAUUUUGGACAAGUGGGGAGGGGGUGGAGGCUUAGUGGAGUACCGUGCCGCCUGGUUUGCAUCACAUGGGUACGUUUCCAUGGCACUGGAGUACAUGUCACCAAAGGCCUUAAAUAUGUCAGAGAAGAAUAUGAGCGCCAUGCUGUCCGUCAGUCCGUCCAGGGGACUAGUGGAUGAAAAGUUCCGAGUGGUUGUGCAGAAUUUGUCCCACGGACAAGACGUCACUCUGCACUCCCUACUGCGCUCUGAGGAUGACGACCUCUGGCAGGCUUUUGGACAUUAUGUCAGCGAUGAUGAAGGAACCGUGAAAGUUGCAGAACAUGUGUGUGUGGGAGGAUCGUACCAGGGCAUGGAGCCCAUGGGUCUGCUCUGGAGCAUGAAGCCAGUGCCUGGGAGUAGAACAGGACUCAGGUUGCGGAAGAAGGAUCUCAGCACCCCGAUGUUGGUGCACAUCUCCGUGUACUGUGGCCACAUCAGCCAGGGGUUCAGAGAGACGAAGGCGUUGGCUUGUGCCGUCGCCGAGCGCUGGUACAUGGCACCGGGCAUCCGCAGGGUAGAGGUCACAGAGGGCGGGGUCAGAGCAACACUCUUCCUGCCUCCAGGUUCUGGACCUUUCCCUGGAAUUUUGGACAUGUGGGGAGGGGGUGGAGGCUUAGUGGAGUACCGUGCCGCCCUGCUUGCAUCACAUGGGUACGUUUCCAUGGCACUGGAGUACAUGUCACCAAAGGCCUUGUCAGACCCCUCUAGACAAGUUGGAAAACAGUACUUUGAGGCUGCAUUCACCAUUCUGAAGGAGCAUCCCCAGGUGUGCAGUGACCGGGUCGCCAUGUUUGGACUGUCCUUUGGCACCUCCGUUGUCCUGUCGAUGGCGGUGUACUCGUCCGUGAUCCAGCCCAGGUGCCUAGUAUGUGUGAGCGGAAGCCACGUGCAGCCACUGCGGGGAUCUGUGGCUGACGUCUUUAAGGAUUUUGAGAAAGAUGCCCACAAGGUCCAUUAUGAUGAGGAGCAUCGAGUGAUCUCGCGAGAUCUUCUCUUGCCGAUACCCUCCGACCCCAGCAAGAAGGUUGCUGUGGGGCAGUUACAGUGUCCUCUGCUGUUGAUCGUGGGUGAAGAUGAUCAGAGCUGCCCAGUCGCUGAGUCGGCUGAAGACAUGGAGAAGAUGAUGGAGGAGGCUGGAAACAGUCAUCUGUUGACCAUCCUCUCCUACCCUGGGGCGGGACACCUGAUUGAGCCCCCCUACACCCCGCACAUUGCCUUUAGCAACUACAUUGUUACUGCGUCAGGAGGAAAAGUGGUGGCUCUCUGGGGAGGGGAGGUCAGAGCGCACUCUAGUGCCCAGGAGGACUCCUGGCACAGAAUCUUGGCCUUCCUGGAGCAGCACCUGUACGGCCCAGACCUGAAAACCCCCGGGGCCCUGUGACCCCGUGCAGGAGGACCAUCUCCGUCCACCGUCCCCCUCCUGGCUACUCCGCUCUCAGGCCACCCAGGGGCAUCCAUUCCUGGUGCAGCGGUUUUCAUAAACCUUUUAAUUCACUUUUUAGUUUCCCCUAAAUGUCAACAGAUUAUAAUGGGGUGAAUUAAGGUAGCCAUGUACAUGAAAGGGGCACAUGGCCCCAUAUUCCAGCUUUAUCUUACUGUUUCUUUACAGUCUACCACAACCAAUUAAAGCAUGUGCUGCUUCCUU